AUGGACGAAAAAGCGCCGGAGCUUCACCAGCUGGAAAGCCAAACCGACAGGCCAGAGGGGGAUCUUCCAGCGUACGACGAUGCCGAAACCUGCCGGAUCCUGCGCAAGGCCGAUUGGCGCGUGAUUCCGUGCCUCGCCGCCAUGUACCUUGUGUCAUUCAUCGAUCGUUCCAACAUCGGCAAUGCCAAGGUGGCGGGAAUGAACAAAGAUCUCCACAACAUCGCCCUCACGGCCUUCUUCAUCCCAUACGCGCUGCUCGAAAUACCCUGCAAUGUUAUUCUCAAGCUCACCCGGCCCAGCAUAUGGAUGCCAUCAAUCAUGCUCGCUUGGGGCAUUGUCAUGACCUUGACGGGGAUUGUGAAAGACUUUAAGGGCCUUGUGAUUUGCCGUGUGUUUCUCGGCAUCACAGAGUCUGGCUUCUUUCCAGGCGCAACAUACCUUCUUACCGUUUGGUAUCGACGGUAUGAGGUGCAGACUCGAAUGGUCGUCUUCUACGCCUCAGUGUCUCUCUCCGGCGCUUUCUCCGGGCUCCUUGCCUACGCCAUCCAGCACAUGGAGGGCAUCGCCCACCUGGGAGGGUGGUCAUGGAUAUUCAUACUGGAAGGCCUCGCCACCAUCGUCAUAGCAAUUUGCAUGUACAUUUUCUUGCCCGACGGGCCGGCUACAGCGAAAUUUCUCACGCAGGAGGAGAAGCGCUUCAUCAUCACGCGCCUCGAAACUGAAACGGGCUCCGGCGAGGGUAGAACGACUAACAGCGACAAACUCACUGUGCGCCAAGUGAUGGAGGCAUUGAAAGAAUGGAGGAUAUACGUCGCAGUGGUGAUCUACUGGGGCAACACGGUCGCAGUCUAUGCUUUCUCGGUAACAAUUCCGACCGUCAUCCGAGAUCUGGGCUACAGCGCAGCGAACGCACAACUCAUGACCAUCCCUGUCUAUGUCUGCGCCAUGAUUUGUGCCGUGGUGAGCGCCAUGUUGUCUGAUCGCUACAAGCAAAGAUCGAGCUUCAUCUUGGGAGCAUGCGUCACGGCAGCGCUUGGCCUUCUAGCCUUGAUCGCGUCCCCGCAUCCCAACUACCCAGGCCUGACGUACGGCUUCUUAUUUCUGGCCGCCAGCGGCCUGUACUCCGUAAUCGUCCCAGCAAUCUGCUGGAUCGCAAACAACCUUGCUCCUUCAGGGAAGCGCGCGGUCGGUAUGGCAAUGCUGAUUUCGGGAGGCAACCUCGGUGGCAUUGUUGGGAGCAACAUUUUCUUGGAGAGAGAGGCACCUCACUAUUGGUCCGGGUACGGCGUAUGUCUCGCCGUCGUUCUCGCAGCCAUUGUCUCGGUGUUGGUCUUGCGAUGGAGGUACAAGAAGGACAACACCGCCCGCGACAAGAUGACUCUCGCGGAGAUCAGGGCCAAGUACACGGACGAUGAGCUUGUUCGCCUGGGAGAUGCGAGUCCGCUUUGGCGCUAUACUCUCUAG
Molecule: messenger RNA, 1464 nt
Organism: Purpureocillium lilacinum
Lineage: Eukaryota; Fungi; Ascomycota; Sordariomycetes; Hypocreales; Ophiocordycipitaceae
Biological process (GO): transmembrane transport
Cellular component (GO): membrane
Molecular function (GO): transmembrane transporter activity
Source: RefSeq, a predicted model, not a curated record